AUGAAGUUUGUUACCGACGACGGAUCCAUAGGGACCAUAAGGGGAGACCUCGAGACGGCGGUCGCUUGUGACAACGCCAGCCUCUCCCUUAGAAAGAAGUCCAAGGAAGCAUCCGGUGUGUUCCUAGCCGACCUUGAUGCCAGAGUGGACGACAAGCCGAGGCCAGAACCAGAAGGAGAUCUGGAGAAGUUUAGGAUUGGUGACGAAGUGGAAAAGUUCACAUUCGUGAACAAGAACCUCCCACAUGAGUUGAAGGAGCCCUUGAUCGAAAUGAUAAGAGCCAACAGUGACUUGUUCGCCUGGACUCCAGCCGACAUGCCGGGCAUAGACCCAAAAAUCAUCUCACAUCAUCUAGCCGUCAAGACGGAAGCACGCCCGGUGGCCCAACGGAGGAGAAAGAUGUCGGCAGAAAGAGCAGAGGAGGUGGCCAGGCAGACGGCCAGCCUCCUAGAAGCAGGCUUCAUACGGGAAGUGGACUACUCGACAUGGCUCUCGAAUGUGGUAUUGGUGAGAAAACACAACGGCAAGUGGAGAAUGAUAUUCCACGACCUCAUAAGGAAAACAGUCGAAGUCUACGUGGACGACAUCCUGGCAAAAAUAACACGACCUGACGACCUCUUGAACGACCUGGCAAGGGUAUUCGCGUCCCUCCGUCAACACGGUAUGCGGUUGAAUCCUCUCAAGUGCGCCUUCGCCAUGGAAGCUGGCAAGUUCCUGGGAUUCAUGAUAACUCAAAGAGGGGUAGAAGCCAACCCGGAGAAAUGCCAAGCAAUACUCCAGAUGAAGAGCCCGGGUUGUAUCAAGAACGUCCAAAGGUUGGCAGGGCGGUUGACCUCAUUAUCCCGAUUCCUCGGAGCUUCGGCAACAAAGGCCCUGCCAUUCUUUAACCUCAUGAAGAAAGGGAUGGCGUUCGAGUGGACGCCCGCAUGUGAAGAGGCCUUUCGGCACUUCAAGGAAAUCCUGGCGGCGCCGCCCGUCCUCGGGAAGCCAAAGGACGGGGAACCGCUAUACCUAUACCUCGCCAUAACGGGUGAAGCCCUAGCCGCAGUCCUGGUACGGGAGGACGGAAAAACUCAACAACCAAUCUAUUUCAUAAGCCGGGCCUUGCAAGGGGCAGAAUUAAGGUAUAGCAAGUUAGAAAAGCUAGCCCUAGCACUUCUAACCUCCUCACGAAGGUUAAAGCAGUACUUCCAGAGUCACCAAGUUGUCGUCAGAACGGACCAAGGGAUCCGGCAAGUACUCCAAAAACCCGAUCUGGCGGGAAGAAUGAUGACUUGGUCCAUCGAACUCUCCCAGUAUGACAUACGAUACGAACCCCGGCAAGCCAUCAAGGCGCAGGCGAUGGCGGAUUUCCUAGUAGAAGUAACGGGGGAUGCAAGCGAAGAAGGGGGCACACGGUGGAAGCUCCAUGUAGACGGAGCCUCCAACCAGACUUUCGGAGGUGCCGGGAUCAUCCUGGAAAGCCCGAUUGGGGUUGUAUACGAACAGUCGGUCAGAUUCGAGUUUCCCAUCUCGAACAACCAGGCAGAAUAUGAAGCCCUUAUAGGAGGCCUAACCCUAGCAGCAGAAGUCGGCGCAAGAAGACUAGAAAUAUGCAGCGAUUCCCAAGUCGUCACCUCCCAAGUAAACGGUAGCUACCAAGCUAAAGACCCUUUGCUACAGAAGUACUUGGAAAAGGUCAAAAGCUUGAGCCAAAAGUUCGAAGAGGUCACGGUCCACCACGUACCUAGAGAAAGGAACACACGGGCAGACCUCUUAUCAAAGUUAGCCAGCACGAAGCCGGGAGAGGGGAACCGGUCUCUCAUCCAAGGCAUGAUGAGAGAACCAGCAAUCACACUGCACGUGACAAGCCUAGGUUCUUCAUGGCUAGACCCCAUCACCGACUUCCUGGAACACGGCAAACUCCCUAGUGAUCAAAAGGAUGCGGCGAAAUUGAGAAAGGAAGCGGCCAAAUACGCCGUCAUCCAAGGACAGCUGUUCAGGAAAGGGCUCAACCAACCCCUACUGAAGUGCCUACACCCCGACCAGACGGACUACGUCCUCAGGGAAGUCCAUGAGGGCUGCUGUGGGCACCAUAUCGGAGGCAAGGCCCUAGCGAGGAAACUAAUCCGAGCCGGAUACUAUUGGCCGUCGAUGAUGGCGGACUCCAAAGAGUUUGUCAAAAAAUGCGUGAUAACGCGAUUCGGGAUACCGGAAGUCAUCAUCUCGGACAAUGGCACGCAAUUUACUGACAAAAAGUUCACGGAAUUUCUCAAUGGCCUGGGUAUAAGGCAAAGGUUCUCUUCGGUAGAACACCCUCGGACGAACGGACAAGUGGAGUCCGCCAACAAGGUUAUCCUUUCAGGUCUGAAAAAGAGGUUGGACAAUAAAAAGGGUGCUUGGGCCGACGAACUAGCAGCGGUUCUCUGGUCCUACCGAACAACUGAACAAUCCUCCACUAGGGAAACUCCCUUCCGACUAACGUACGGGGUGGACGCAGUAAUACCCGUGGAGAUCAGUGAACCGAGCCCGCGGUUACUUUUGAAAGGAGUGGAGGAAACCGUAGAAAAAGACCUGAUAGAUGAAGCCAGGGAAAUGGCCCAUUUGACAGAAACAGCGCUAAAACAAAGAAUGGCUCUGCGCUACAACACCAAAGUGCUUAAAAGGGGAUUCGAGCCGAACGACCUCGUCCUGAGGCGAAACGAUAUUGGCCUACCGACCCCCGGAGAAGGCAAGCUGGCGGCGAAUUGGGAAGGCCCCUACAGAGUCAAAAAAGUGAUGGGAAAAGGAGCCUUCAAGUUAGAAAGGCUUGACGGCAAAGAAGUCCCGAGAACAUGGAACGCGGACAACCUAAGAAGAUUCUACUCCUAG
Molecule: messenger RNA, 2850 nt
Organism: Arachis stenosperma
Lineage: Eukaryota; Viridiplantae; Streptophyta; Magnoliopsida; Fabales; Fabaceae
Exons: 3
Coding region: 1-2850 (949 amino acids)
Biological process (GO): DNA integration
Molecular function (GO): RNA-DNA hybrid ribonuclease activity; nucleic acid binding
Source: RefSeq, a predicted model, not a curated record